Molecule: messenger RNA, 3849 nt
Organism: Acipenser ruthenus (sterlet)
Lineage: Eukaryota; Metazoa; Chordata; Actinopteri; Acipenseriformes; Acipenseridae
Exons: 11
Coding region: 1210-2283 (357 amino acids)
Molecular function (GO): GTPase activity
Source: RefSeq, a predicted model, not a curated record
UCCGGCGGCAGAGUGAAGCCCAGGUCCGUCACUAACUCAGUAGAUUCGCCUGUCACCUCGCCCAGCGAGCGGAUCCUCAGAGAAUGUCACGCCUUCUACACCGACCCGGAGAACGGUAAAUAUUAUAUGACAUAUCAAAUUGGAUUGAUAUUCAUUCCCACGGCUAAUCCAAGAAGGAGGACCGGAGUGCAAAUGCAGUUAAUGACGUCCAGGAAAGACAUACACCACUGUGAUGCGAAGUUUGUGUACCAUGUAACCCGAAAACGGUCAGUCCUCUGAAGUAUCGCGUAAAACAACGCAAGCCAUAGUAUAAAUACUGACAAAACACAAUGGCUGGAUAACUGGUGUAACCUGCGGGUGACAGGUGCAAUGCAAUACACUGUGUCCCAGCCCGAGCUUCCAGAACUUUCGGUUCAGCCUCAUAGCAGUUUUAAAGUAUCUGCUUCAUUCAGAGCCAGUACCCAGUUUAGAGAGAGGAUGUUGUAACUGUACCUUUCUGACAACAAACGGAUGUAAUACAUUUUAACACGAAUCUACAAGUUAAAAAACAGCAGUAGCAAACAUCGGUAUUUGUAACAUUGCAUUAAUUCCGAAUAUAGAUAUUCAGUGUUGUACGUGCAGCAUAUUGCUACAGUAUCCCGUAGUCUGUUAUCUCUGUUACACUGUACGUAGGUGCUGUGAUGUAUCCGCUGUAUUAUUAACCAGUUAUGCAUGCCAUUAUAAUUGCAAUGUAUUUCAACACUAACAGCAUGCAAAAAAUUAACAUGAUUAAUUUUGAACAUUGUGAACCGGUAUGUAUGUUAACUGCAAUGCAAUUAAUUGGUAUUCAUAGAAUUGUCCAAAAAGUACUAUUGUGGUGCCAUAUGCCUUUGGGCUGCCAUUGCCCCUUAGUACAGCACCACUGCAUUUCCACUGUAGCAGCACCGCAUUGCCUCCUGUGAUGUCUAAUGCCUGUCCUAUUAAAUGACAUGAACCUGUGUAAAUGAUGGGGCGCGCUUGCUUGGGUGAGAGCUGUGACACAGAAUCACUCUGCCCUCGCUGUUACUACAACCCCAGGGUUAAGGCUUUGUUUUAGUGAUACACACAAGGUAUCUUACUGCAUCAGUACGUACAUCGAGAUGAGCAGUGAAUUAUGUUGUGUUGAAAAUGAUAAGCUCCACUCAUGUACAGUGUUACCAUGAAAUAGAUAUAUUUUAGGCAAGUGUAAAAAUGAAUCCCAUGUGCAGGUACUGUCGAUUUAUUAACCCGUUGGGCUGUUUUCGUUGUUUGCAGACCUUCAGGGAUUUUCUUGCUGUCAGAGGGCUGAUAAAGAUAGCAAGCAGCCUUGGUCUUCGGUUAGUCCCUCCACGCAAGAAGGUCAUCGUGAUGAUAAUGGGAAACCAUUCAGUAGGGAAGAGCUCCUUCAUCAACUGGUAUGUGGAGGAGCACAUUCAGAAGACAGGGGUUGCGAUCGAGACUCAGGGAUUCACGUUUAUCACAAGCGGACGCAAAAGAGAAUCACUCACAGGCAAUGCAACCCUCCACCUGUACCCACAUUUCCGAACACUUCAGGAGUUUGAAGGUGUAUCAGACUACCUCUCUACUGAGAUCUCCACCUCCAGACAGAAGAAGUUCAGCCUGGUGACGUUCAUAGAUACCCCAGGGCUGGUGGACGGUGAUAUGAAGUACCCCUUCGAUGUGAACAGCGCCUUAGCUUGGCUUGGUGAGCAAGCUGACCUCAUCUUGGUUUUCUUUGACCCCAUGGGUCAGGCUCUAUGUAAGCGCACUCUGGACAUUGUGGAGCGGCUCAGUGAGACGUGUGGAGACAGACUCCUCUUCUACCUCAGCAAGGCUGACGAGGCGGGCCGGGAGACUGACAGACAGAGAGUAAUGAUGCAGAUAGUUCAAGAGCUUUGUCGAAGACCCGGCCUGAACAAAUGUGGUUUUGAGAUGCCUACGAUCUACAUACCCAACCCACAGAAGCCCAGCCGGUGUGUGAACCAGAUUGAUGGGGUUUGCAAGACGAUCGAGAAGACCAUUAGCCAGGCUGUGCAGAAAACACUCAACCAGCUGGAGAAGGACUGCGACCUGAUCUGCAGAACCAUCAGCGAUCAGAUUACACUUGACAGGGAGUAUGUGGGCUGCAGUAAAAGCUCUUACUUGCAAUUCCUCCUGUUUGGCACUCUGGGGAUCCUGCUGCCUGUGCUGCUCGUGAUUAGUCUCCUGCUGAACAGUUUCUCCAGGGACGAGGUAGAGGGAGCUGUGGGAAAGAGCCUGGCAAGCCUUCUGCACUCGAGCACUUAAGACUUACCAGACCCUUACAAAGAGGGAAAAGCGAUGCCUAGCACAAUACCAAGAUUAUAUUCAGGAUGCCGUGAAACACAAGAAGAAGCUGCUGUACGAAGAGUAUCUGCAUCAGUGUGCAGCAGAGUACGAUCUGGGCUAGAAAAAUAAACGUCACACCCAAAGCCAUGGGAAUUCUCCUUUGAGAUAUGUAACGUCUGUAAACCAGCAAUAGCCCCAUACUGUACAAGCAGUAACUCAUGUGCAGUUGGGGUUCUACUUCUAUUAAGGGGGUCAGUGCAGUGGCUGUCUAAUUUAAGGUAAUGAGCCGUAUGGACAUUGAUUUUAAAAUGCUGCCAACAACUCAUCUGAGCAUUAAGACUGCAGGUUCAGACAAGUGUAGUGAAUUAUUUUAAAGAAUGCUUUUCUAUGAAUAAAUUCAGUUUGAUAUUUGUUAAAGACAGCUGUCAGCUUCACGAAUAUCUUUCUUUUAUUGACAAGCUGCGAAAAAAUUUUUUUUUAAUAACACUGAAGUUAAAGCUUACAAGCUUCACAGCAAUAACAUAACUGACUUUGAUAGGUGCUACUUAAGUGAAUUGUGUUAUUUUUCAAAGAGUAAAGCCAUUAUUGGUUUUAAACCACUUAUAAAUUAAUAAUGUGAGUUUUUUUUUUCAUAAAGGGACCAACAGGGAUCUGAACAUGAAAAAUCAUCUUAGGCUUUUGUUUGCCAUUCACCUGUGUCUCGUCUUAUAAAUGUUUACCAUAGUAAAGCAUAGUAAAGCAUAGUGAAAGCAUAGGUAAGCAUUGUAAAGACCAGCGAGGUGCAGUAAAGCGUAGUAAGAAACAUGGCAAACCAGGGUAAAGGUAAAUGCCAGUGUAACCAUGGGAAAAGUAAGGUAAAAAUACCGUAGGAUUCACCGGGCUGCUUUUAUUGCAGUUUGGAUUUUUCACAGCAGCAGCCAUCCUUAGUCUUACCAUUGUGUGGUAUAGAAGGCCCUUCUGCAUGGAAAUGAAACAUGCAGAUAUAAGAUCCGAUUUUUUAAUGAUGUGUUUAGAUUGACUUUGGGAGAGCGCAAAGUUCAACUCUCUGAAAGAUAAACCAGCUAUAAGCAAACACAUAUGUAAAACCAGAUGAUGGGUUACAUUAUUUUAAAUUAUUUUUGUACGUAUACCUUUCAGUUUUUUUCUGUGUUUACUGUCUGUGCCAGUAAAAUACCUUAUGUGUAUAUAUAUAUAAUAUUUUUUUUAUAUGACAUUUUGUUCCUGUUGCUUAAUGAAACUAAAUAAGCUAUGAUGUGAUAAUGAUAUGUACACAGUGGCACAUGUCAUUCUUGGAAUAUUUUGACCAGUACAUAUUUUUAUAUAUUUGAAUCCAAAUGCAUUUAAACUCUUAUUUAUGAAAUGUUUUUUUUUUAAUUGAAUAUUUUCCCUUAGUGUCCGAUACUUGUCUGUAUUACAAAACAUUCCUGCCUUUGCAAAGUAAGCAUCAGAGUGGCUGUUUUAAUGGUAGAUGUCUCUAACGCGUGUCAGUGUGUGAUUUUAUAUUAUCUCAGCAAUGUGACUUUACUAAUAAACCUUUUUGUUUAA